Messenger RNA from Etheostoma spectabile (orangethroat darter), 1950 nucleotides. RefSeq names its product tripartite motif containing 13 (gene trim13). Lineage: Eukaryota; Metazoa; Chordata; Actinopteri; Perciformes; Percidae. The record is from RefSeq and is a predicted model, not a curated record. Gene Ontology annotation, molecular function: ubiquitin protein ligase activity; zinc ion binding. Gene Ontology annotation, biological process: protein monoubiquitination. The coding region runs from base 539 to 1735 and encodes 398 amino acids. The transcript is spliced from 2 exons.
UCUCUUGGUCCAGUAGUUGCAUGUUACUAUGCGCUUGCAAAAUCUGUCAAAGCCCUACUCCCCUUGCCAUCAGGAGCAACGCUAACUCCAACCCUGUUUGUCGAUUAUUUGUCGCAUUGGAUUGGUUACGCGGCGAUAAUUCAGUGCUCAACUCAGCUAACCACUGCCCUGCUGUUCUGUAAAACAAAGCUAGCGGAAAAUAGUUUGCUGCUGUUAUAGUCUAAGUCGAUAAAGUCAUUUAUGAUUUUUACCUUGUUUUGCGACGCGCUUUUACGUUUCUUCCAACACCAGCUGGUUUACAGAAAGAGCACGAUGUUAUUUAACGUGCUAUGGUCGAACGGAGCCUUUGGCAGAGCUCGUGCCAACCUUUCACGCGGGCACAGCGAUGCAAUUCAGUUUCACUUUCAGGACGGGCACACUCCACGCACAACUGGGACAUGACUGCAAAAUCUGUAUCCUUUGCGAUUCUGCAGCGUUUGUGUGUGUAGUUUGUUCCCUGUGCUGCGUUAGGGCAGCAUCCCUCUGAGUGUGGGAGACCAUGGAGCAGCUAGAAGAGGAACUUACGUGCCCUAUCUGCUGCGGACUCUUCGAGGACCCGCGGGUUUUGCUGUGCUCACACAGCUUUUGCAAGAAGUGCUUGGAGGGACUCUUGGAGGGGAACCGAGGUCCAGCUUACAGAACACCUUUCAAAUGCCCCACAUGCCGCAAAGAGACGCCUCACAACGGCGCGAACAGCCUGCAGAUCAACUACUCUCUACGCGGAAUAGUGGAGAAGUACAGCAAAAUAAGGGUUAUGCCGAAACUGUCAAUCUGUAAACAACACUAUAGCCAGCCUCUAAACAUAUUUUGCGCCACGGAUUUAAAUCUAAUUUGUGGGUUUUGUGCAACAACAGAUAACCACAAAGGGCAUAAAUUCUGCUCCUUGGAGGAUGCGUAUGAAGGAGAGAAGGAGGCGUUUGAGGUGCUGCUUCGCGGGUUGGAGAGCUGGCAGAGCGCAGAUGUCCUGUCCUGCCUGGAGACACUACAAGCCAGUAAGAAAAAGGCGCUUCAGUCAGUGACCAAGGACGCAGAGAAGGUAACCGACUAUUUCGACAAACUUAUCAGUACCAUUGAAUGCAAAAAGAACGAGAUCCUCUCGGAUUUUGAAACACUGAAGCUGGUGGUGAUGCAAGCAUACGACCCGGAGAUUGCCAAACUGAGCGCAGCGAUGGAGGAGCACAGACGGGCGCUCAGCAUCGCGGAGUCUUUCAAGAAUAUCGUCGACCCCCUGUGCUUUCUGCAGCAGAUGCAGGAGUUUCGGGAGAAGUUGAAGGUCCUUAAGGAGACUCCCCUGACCUCUCGGAAAGACACGGACGUCGGUCCCCUUGUGCGCAAUUUUGACGUUAAAAAGUGGGACUCGCUGAGGCUUCGAGAAGUGGACAAGAUCGCUGUCCCCCACGAGAGUGGCUCCUACCGAACGGGAGGUUCCCGGAUGGCAGCGCCAAGAUGGAUCACCUUGCUCAUGAGUGUGUUACUGUCAACACUACUCCUGCUGCAGCCGCACAACCUCGCAGCCUACGUGCCCUCGCAGGUUGAACCGCUUCUCGCGGCCGUAUGCUCGCACCUUACUCAUGCUGGUGUGUACCUGCGGGGAAUGACUGACGUGUACACAAGCUUAAUGGGUGCAGGUCAGGAAUGUAUUGCGAACUUAAUUGACUCUACUGUCAGUUUUAUUGGCAGUUAUAAUUUGUUUUAAUGACUAGCCUGUGGCACCUCUGCCAUGCACUCACAGCUACAAAUUGUGAGCCAUGAGGUGCUGCUUAAACUGACAGAUACAUCGCCCCUGAUGUGGAAGCACUUGUUUACCUAAUUGUUUACCGUGUCUUUUGCUAUUGAUCCAACCUCAAUGAAGCCAUAGAAUCAAAUAUAAUCAAUUCAUAAUCCACGAUAUAUAAACGCAAUCGAUGUGCA